Podospora bellae-mahoneyi is the source of this 2375-nucleotide messenger RNA. RefSeq names its product eukaryotic translation initiation factor 5 (gene TIF5). NCBI's taxonomy places the organism in Eukaryota, Fungi, Ascomycota, Sordariomycetes, Sordariales, Podosporaceae. The transcript has 2 exons. The record is from RefSeq and is a predicted model, not a curated record. Gene Ontology annotation, biological process: formation of translation preinitiation complex; translational initiation; formation of cytoplasmic translation initiation complex. Gene Ontology annotation, molecular function: translation initiation factor activity; eukaryotic initiation factor eIF2 binding; GDP-dissociation inhibitor activity. The coding region runs from base 846 to 2102 and encodes 418 amino acids. Gene Ontology annotation, cellular component: cytosol.
UUGAGUUCAUGAGAUUCGCGGGUGAUGAAGUUUAGGUAGCCAAAGAUGCGCUUAGCGGGGGGCGAUCCACUCCACCACAGACCUUUCCUGCGUGGCCUUGGUUUGCCUGGUGGCCAGUGGGCAGGUGCCUGGAACCUUAAUUUUUUGUAUGGGGUUCUAUAAUUUGACCUCUGCCCGCUUGUCGCAAAAAUCUUUUUCUUUCUUUCUCCCCCAUCGACGAAUAAACAACCGCAAGAGGUACGGGCAACUCUCUUCUCUUCAUCUGUUACCAGCCAAGCUGCCGGAGCAGGGACUUACUCUUAUAACAAAAAUAUUCACUGUCGCAGGGCAGAUCCACUCCCCGCUCAGCCAGCAUCCAUCAUCCCAGGACCCAGCGCCAGGUCAAAAAUUUCGCAUCUGCUCUUUUGCUGAUCCGCCAUCAACCAAACCCACUUCACUUCACCUCUUCCACUACCACCACCACGAAGGCCGCUCUCGUCCCCGCGACAUCAACGACCACACACAUAACCAAGACACGCAGCACAGCGUUGUUUAUGUAUCAGCACGACAAGGACUCCGUCUCUCGACACUUCCCCCCAAAGCUGCAUCCGUUUCGCAUAGCGCCGAAACCUUGUAGUCCCAACACUAGUUCCGACGGUUGACUCUCUGCCCAUGUUUGAGCAUCAUCACCAGCAUCACCACAUGUCCAGUCCUCACCCUACGUCUUACUGACACCGUUAACCCCCAACAAACCCGCGCCAGCACUCGAUAUCUGCUUGUCUGUCCUUCGCCAGUACGACCUCUCUCGUCACUAGCCCAUCAGCUCAGUCUUUUCACCGAAAAAAAAAAUCAUCAACAGCGCAAUCAUGGCUGCUCUCGUCAACGUCCGUCGCGAUGUCUCCGACAAUUUCUAUCGCUACAAGAUGGAGCGUAUUCAGACCAAGAUCGAAGGCAAGGGUAACGGCAUCAAGACCGUUGUUGUCAACCUGAGCAGCGUUGCUCAGUCUCUGGCCCGCCCCGGCUCUUACCUCAUCAAGUACUUCGGUUUCGAGCUGGGUGCCCAGACCAACAUUGAUCCCGCCGACGACCGCUGGAUCAUCAACGGUGCUCACGAGGCUAACAAGCUCCAAGAGCUUCUUGAUGGCUUCAUCUCCAAGUUUGUCCUCUGCAAGAAGUGCAAGAAUCCCGAAACGGAUGUCCAUAUCAAGGACGGGCACAUCACGCUCGACUGCAAGGCUUGCGGCCAGCGCACCGAUGUCGAUUUGCGCCUCAAGUUGAGCGGUUUCAUUCUCAAGAAUGUGCCCAAGAAGACCAAGAAGGACAAGGCCGAGCGCAAGGCUGCCCGCAAGGCCAAGCAGAACGGUGGCAAGGACAACGGUUCCGGAGAGGAGAACGGCUCUGACCAGCCCUCCCCCAACGGGGACAUAGACAUUGCUAGUGACGAUGAUGCUUUGACUCGCAAGAUCAAGAAGGAGGCUCAGAACCUUGACAGCAAGCCUGUUGCCGACAAGGAGGUUGAGUGGGCCGUUGACAUGAGCGAGGAAGCUGUCAAGGCUCGCCAGCAGGUCCUCCCUGACGAGUUCAAGGCGAAGCUCGUGCUGAACGGUGAAGACGAGGACGAGGACGGAGAGGGUGGCAACACCGUCUACGACCAGCUGGCCGACUGGAUCCAGGCUGAGGCCAACGCCAAGGGCGGUGUCGACAACGUGGAUGAUGUCGAGAUCUACCUCAAGGCCAAGGAGCUCGGCAUCGAGGCCAAGCAUCGCACCCUCAUUGUGUUGGUCAUGACACUUUUCAACGAGAACAUCUUCUCUCAGAUUCCCAAGCGCCAAGGCAUGCUCAAGACUAUGAUCACUUCUGAGCGCCAUGAGAAGGCUCUCCUCGGUGGCACCGAGAAGCUUUUGGCCGAGCUCGGCAAGGAGCACUAUGACAAAAUUGUCAAGAUCCUUCAACUCUACUACCACUUUGAUCUCGCCUCUGAGGACUUUUUGAAGAAGUGGGGUGCCAAGUCUUCCAAGAGGUAUGUCGAUGGCUCUACCUCCAAGAAGAUCCGCAAGGCUGCCGAGCCUUUUAUGACGUGGCUUGAGGAGGCCGAGUCGGAGGAGGACUCUGACGAGGAGUAAGGGGCUGUGGUGCAGCGUUUUAGCUCUCUUUGAGUGUGCUGUUAUGGGAGAAUAGGUUGAGCGCGGAUCUUUAUGGUGUUGGUUUUUGCCGGGGACGCUUUUUUUGAGGAUGGUCUACAGAAAAGGACUUGCUAGUAUGGCUUUCAGAUUGGCACUUGGAGUAGGUAGUUAUACAUGCCUUUCUUUUAUAUUAUGAUAUGUGUGAAUAGUGAUGUAUGGAUAGUGAUGUGCUGGUACUGUCUUGAUCAACCCUGGUAGCACAUAGCUUACCCC